Messenger RNA from Arachis ipaensis, 572 nucleotides. Lineage: Eukaryota; Viridiplantae; Streptophyta; Magnoliopsida; Fabales; Fabaceae. The record is from RefSeq and is a predicted model, not a curated record.
UCUUUUAUUCUUGAUUUUUUGUUUCUCUCUUGCUUCUUUCUUUCGAUCUGGGCGCUCUCUCUCUCUCUCUCAAAAGAAAAAAGAAGGAGCUCACCGGUGAUGGAAACAGUAACUGGCAUAGAAGAUAGAGAAUGGGCGAGCUCAGUGCUGUGGGUUAGCAGAGCGUCUGUCGAAGAAAAAAGAAGACGACGAAAAAGAGGCUCCGAAUCUGUUUCCGGCAAGUAGCAAAGAUGGAGAACAAUAAAUUAGAGGUGGCGGUGGCCGUUGAUGCAGCUGCAAGGAGAAAGAAUAGUGGCACGGUGAGCGGUGUUACUUCCAUCAGAGAAGAAGGAGCAGUUGGCAACAAGUUGACGACUUCAGUCAAAAGAAUGGAGAGCUCCGAGAUCCUGUCGUCGGUGGUGUGGCAGAGGAACAACUUCCCUGACAAAGCUCAAGGUGUGAAAUUUGCUGGCAAGGUGCUCCGGCUGAAGCUGCGACGGGCCAAAACGAAAUUGCUUAAGAGAGAUGUGUUAUUCUCUAUUCUCUAUGACUUGGUGUUUCGGUCUGAUAAUCACUUAGUACACAAUUAUUAG